AUGUCGCCGAACGACCUCGACCACGACCUCACGCCUUCAGCAUCCACACAGACGUUUGCCAAUUUGCAAGACCACUCCCAUCCACUCCGCUCCCGACGCCACAGCCUGCAUCCAACAGACACCCUUCACAACCACUCGUCGUCAGCAGCAGCCGGUCUCGAGCCCAUAGUACCCACACUCUCCAAAUCUUCCCUCUAUCAGAUCGGUAUGGUCGAGGGAAUCACUCCACCAGCGCUCGCCUCUGUCGGGCCAGUAGGCACCUCGCCCCUCGAAAUCAGCAGCGUCGUCGCGGCUGGUCUCGAGAUGGGCCUCGGUGCCGGUUUCGCCUCUUCAGCCCUCUUGACGCACAACCCGGGCGCGCAAGCAGCAGCGCUUGCCGGUCUCACCGCGCCUCGCUACUCGCGGCUGCACCAGACCAACAGCGAGCUGCAGCAGCAAGACGACUUUGACGCCCAAGCAUCGCCUACAGCUGCUUCUGGGCUCGAUUUUGACACGAUCCUGCCCACAUCAGCAGCUGACUCUCUGCCGUACCGCAACGGCAGCGGUCGACGCAGUCCCAAUCUGGAAGCGGACGGGCUCGAGGGAGAUCUCCACCGAAGGCGCACCACAGGUGCACGUCAGUCCAAGCAUCCUAUGGAGCCAAUGCGUCUCGGUCGUCAUCAUCGCGCCGAGACCCACGACCACAUCCUCUCUCCCUUGCCUCCCCCUGCCACCGCCGCCGAGAUUGAAAAGCAGCAGUACUACCAGAACAACUACAUAGCUCUCCGCAACGAGGCCAAGAUCCUCACCCACGGGCUGCCCGCCAGUUUCAACAUGGAAGCUCCUCUCUCGGCUACCACAAGUCUGGAGCGCGAGACCUCGUUCGGAAGCCGAAGCAGCACGCAUAUGCUGACACCUUCUGUCGGCGACAAGAGCAUCCUCUCUCCCGACGCGCACCACCCGCUCUCCGCCAACCCCUUCGCCGCUGCCACCACCUCGUCCAGCCCUUAUCAGGACGCUGGACACCACGUGGACGCAGCGGGUUGGAAGUCUAUUCGUCAGGGUCUUGCUGCCGGCGCCCAUGGACCCACCCAAGCAGCUCUGCUCGGCUUGGGCGGCGGUAGUCACUUUGGCCCUGGCGUUCGUGCCAAGGUCUCCGAGGUGCUGCCCCACCUCGUAGCGAGCAUCCCGCUCUCGGGCGACGAGGGCGAGACCAUCACCAUCGCCGAGUACGGCAGUCUCAACACUCGCUCUGUCAACCUGAUGCAGGCCAUCAUUUCAGAAUUUGUCCAUAAAGCACACGCCGAUACGCCAAGGAGGGAGGCAGGCAAGAAUGGCCACGAGGCUAGCAACCACUUCCCCGGUCUUGACGAGGCGGGGGCCGCUUCGCUGCGAUCUAUUCUGGGCGUCGAUGCCUCUUCGGACGAUCCCUGCAAGGUCAACUUCUCCAUCAUUCACGAAGAUUCGCCUCAGGCCGAUUUCCGUCCCUUGUCGCAGAUGCUCGAUUCCAAUCCCGAAUCGUACCUGCAUCCGCAAUGGCAGGCAGCCCACGAGCCGCGCCUGCAAAACGCCAUCUUCCCCAGCUUUGUCUCGCGGCCGUUUGCAUCGCGCAUCGCUCCGCCGUCCACACUGCACUUGGGAAUCAGCUUGAUGGACUUGCACUGGUCGCACACGCCGCGGAGCCCGACCGUCUCUCUUUCUACAUCGGCACACGCCGAACUCGCUGCGUUCCUCACCGCUAGGGCGCACGAGUUCCGCACAGGCGGGGUCAUCGUGAUGGCCUACAUUGCUCGAUCCGAAGACAGCAACGUCGUGUUGCCCGAUCGUCCCAAGUCCACCCUGCACAGCAUCAGUGGCUCUGAUGGAGCUUGUGCUGCGCCGACGCCUGCCGUAGAGACUGGUAGCCAGCUGCAUGCCGAUGGCGACCGCUUCGAUGAGCACGCCGUCUCGCCACGCAUCCCGCAACUGCGCAAAGACCGAAGGCGCUCCAACUCGUCGCCCAAUCGUCCUUCAUUCGCUGGUCCAAGGGCUGCAGCCGAGACCAGUUCAAGGUCCGACAUCUGGUCGACACUUACCAACACGCUCGCACCGUGCCUGCAGCGUCUGGUCUCGUGCGGCAUGCUCAAGAGCGAUGUCGCGCGUCACCUGCUCAGCCUGCCCAUGCAUGCCCGCACUCCCCGCCAGACUCGCAACGUGCUCAAGUCGGUCAAGCAUCUCUGGAAGGUCGAGUGGAGCUGCGGCUUGGGUGAUGAGCCCGUUUCGGCCGAUGCCGCGCCUGCGCUGCAGUGUGAGGCUGAGCCGCUGCGCCUGCCUCAUCCUGCCUGGAAAGCACUGCAGGCGGGCACACUCUCGCGCGUCGCUUUUGCCGAGCACAUGAUUCAGCUCUUCAAGAACCUGUACGAGUCGCACUUCCGCGCUAUCCUGCGAGAGAAGGGCAAGCUCAGCAAAGGUGCUGUUGAGUUUGUGCUCGACUCACUCUGGGACGUGCUUCAGUCCAGGAUCGACGAUCAGGAGCCCUGCCCCAUUGCCGAGUGCGAGCUCGAAGUGCAGAUUGUUGCCCUGCGUCGUACCUAA
Molecule: messenger RNA, 2553 nt
Organism: Kalmanozyma brasiliensis GHG001
Lineage: Eukaryota; Fungi; Basidiomycota; Ustilaginomycetes; Ustilaginales
Exons: 1
Coding region: 1-2553 (850 amino acids)
Biological process (GO): methylation
Molecular function (GO): S-adenosylmethionine-dependent methyltransferase activity
Source: RefSeq, a predicted model, not a curated record